CUUGCGCCUACUUAUUUGUUUUUCUUUUUAUAUUUUUCCCUCUCUGUCUCUCUGCCUAUUAUUUUUUGUCGGUUGAAUUUUCCUUUGCUUAAUUGAAUUUCCUGUCAUCUCUCACGAUUACAGAAAAGAUGAGUGUAUUUGACCUAAUCAAACAGAAGCAUCUAUUAAGAAUUUGUGAGUGAUGGAUUGAUAGCUUGGAAUUCAUACAAAAACACAAUCCCAGCUUGAAUUUGUAAAGAAAAAAAACACCUUUUUUUACAUCUUAUUUGAAGUCAAUGGAUUCUGGUUCCGGAGGCAGUGUGAAUGGCAUCAACGAAGCUGUACUAGCAUCAGCUUCAGCCCCCCCGCAGAUGGUUUCCCAGCAAAGAGGUGAUGGUGGCGAGUCUUACUCCCCAGCUCCACCGAGUCGUUACGAGUCACAAAAGCGUCGAGAUUGGAACACUUUCUUGCAGUACUUGACGAAGCAUAAUCCGCCAUUAACACUCUCUCUUUGCAGUGGCGCGCACGUAAUUGAGUUCUUGAAGUACCUUGACCAGUUCGGCAAAACUAAGGUUCACAUAACGGGUUGUCCUUAUUUCGGACAUCUAAACCCACCCGCUCCUUGCUCUUGCCCACUCAAGCAAGCGUGGGGCAGCCUCGACGCACUGAUCGGACGGCUCAGAGCUGCGUAUGAAGAAAACGGUGGACGUCCAGAAUCAAACCCCUUUGGCGCAAGGGCUGUGAGGAUUUAUCUGAGGGAAGUGAGAGAAGGGCAGUCUAAAGCUAGAGGAAUUCCUUAUGAGAAGAAGAAGCGAAAAAGACCCACUGUCUCAACUCCGGCUGUGGCCGUCAAUGUGUCGAUGACUUCCACUCAACCGGUUGAUGGCGGUGGUGGUAAUUAUAAUGUUGCUCCUGAGACUGGGACAAGUGUUGGUACUGCCACCACUAGUAGUGUUUAGUUUCUCUCUGAAAAUUGGAUCGAUAUCCCAUGAACCAAAAUUAAAAUUUAGUUAGAAAUCUAGUUUUAAUUUCUGUCAAAGUUUCAACCAAUCUCUCUUUUUUUUAUCUUCAUCAUUUCUAAGGAAUAUAAGAAUUCUUCUUUUCAUCA
Hibiscus syriacus is the source of this 1087-nucleotide messenger RNA. RefSeq names its product protein LIGHT-DEPENDENT SHORT HYPOCOTYLS 6-like. The record is from RefSeq and is a predicted model, not a curated record. Gene Ontology annotation, biological process: response to light stimulus; mRNA transcription. NCBI's taxonomy places the organism in Eukaryota, Viridiplantae, Streptophyta, Magnoliopsida, Malvales, Malvaceae. The transcript has a single exon. The coding region runs from base 276 to 938 and encodes 220 amino acids. Gene Ontology annotation, cellular component: nucleus.